Molecule: messenger RNA, 2487 nt
Organism: Colletotrichum paranaense
Lineage: Eukaryota; Fungi; Ascomycota; Sordariomycetes; Glomerellales; Glomerellaceae
Product: tetratricopeptide
Exons: 2
Coding region: 1-2487 (828 amino acids)
Biological process (GO): metaphase/anaphase transition of mitotic cell cycle; protein ubiquitination; cell division
Cellular component (GO): anaphase-promoting complex; cytoplasm
Molecular function (GO): protein binding
Source: RefSeq, a predicted model, not a curated record
AUGGCGCCCACGAGUGCCGCCAUAACAGGGCUGCUGCGGCAGGUAGUGUACUACCAUGUCGACAACAAUGCCUACGAGAACGCCCUCUUUUUCGCCGAGAGGCUAAGCGCCCAAGAUCCCAAGUCGAGCGAGUCUGCACAUCUCCUGGCUCUAUGCCACCUCCGUCUCGGUGACCACCGAACUGCCUUCGAAGUUAGCAGGCCAUCAGCUUAUCGUGGAACGAAUUUGGGCGCUGCCUGGAUAUUUGCGCACGCAUGCGUCAAAAUGGAACGAUACAAAGACGGCAUCAAUGCCCUAGAAAAAGCACGAGAGAAAUGGAUCGGCAAGACGAACAUGGGCAAGCACACCACCUCGACCCGCUCGCUCUAUCCAGACGAAGCUGCGGUUCUGUGUCUGUUGGGCAAGCUGUAUCGGGCGUACGACGACAAGCGAAGGGCAAUCGAGUGUUUCGAGACUGCAGUGAGAGUCAACCCUUUCAUGUGGGAUGCCUUCCAGGCACUCAGCGACAUGGGAGUAAAGUUGCGUGUACCAAAUAUUUUCCAGGUCACCGAUCCUCUGGUUCAUUGUUUUGAACAGGAGCAGGGAGUAUUGCCCCAGGAGCCAAAGGAGAGUUCGGCAAACUCCUUUGAGCCAAAACGGCCUCCGAUUCGAUCAACAGCGGACUCAUCUGACCCAUUCAACCUCCAUCGAUCCUCCACAUAUCAGGAUAUGCCUUAUAGUGCCAAUCUCUUCUCCGCGGAAGCAGAGGAGAAUGAUUUCAUGUCAAAAAUCACAGCAGCAAGAUCUAGGCUAGCCCCACCGUCCACGAGCAACGGUGAACUCGACCUCAUGGAAACACCCACCGGCCCAGUGUCUAUGCCAGAGGUCCCUACAAUGCGUUCAGCUUUCAACGCUGCGGAGCCACCGCAAGCGCCGCCACGGAGGACAAGAACAGCCCAGGCCGUGGAUCCCAGCCUUUUCGAAGCCCCACCGAAGGUCGGUUACAAGCUAGGUGCCAAAAGAAGUACCAGAAGCCAAGACAAGGACUCAGUCGAGCUGCAUUCCGAUACUGGCACCGGCACUCUGCGGUCGACCAUGGCACCCACGGAGCGGAAGAGGACGGUUUCGGGCCAUCCGGUAUCUAGGCAACACACGGAAGAAGCCAACGCACCUGCACAACGGAGAAGUGCCAGGCUUAACAUGUUUAACAAACCCUCAAUUGCUAAAGCGAAUUCCGGUGCCGCUACCAUCGGCGCCGCAGCAACUCGUGAGCUGAAGAAGGCUAGGCCCCAGAUCUCACGGAUAAUGCGACCUGGGUCUAGUGGCUCCAGUGUUGGCAGGGUCGUGAGCGGCAAUCGCAAGCCGGUUGAGGACAGUGGCAUGGAUGUUGAUCAUGCCGAGACCACUCGUGUGAGAGAGCCCCACGCGGUACAGCACGCAGUACCGAAAGCUGCCUCACACGAACUAGACAACGUCAGAAUCGAGGAAGCUUUGAGAUGGGUCAUGGAGCUGCUCAAGAAAUUUGCCUCUGGGUACUACUCACUCAAAGCGUUCCGGUGUCAGGAGGCGCUGCAAUUCUAUGCUUCCCUACCAAGAAGCCAGCAAGAUACACCUUGGGUGUUGGCGCAAAUGGGCCGAGCGCAUCACGAACAGGGUUCGUACAAAGACGCCGAGAAGUACUUCAGAAAAUUACGCGUGGUGGCGCCGACGCGGAUGGACGACAUGGAAAUCUACUCGACGAUUCUGUGGCAUCUCAAGCGGGAGACGGACUUGUCCUUCUUGGCUCAUGAGCUGGUGGAUGCCGACUGGACAUCCCCUCAAGCCUGGUGCGCUCUCGGCAAUGCUUGGUCGUUGGCAAGGGAGCAUGAAAUGGCUUUGCGCUGCUUUAAGCGAGCGACGCAGCUGAACCCCAAGUUUGCAUAUGCCUUCACGCUUCAAGGCCACGAGCACGUUGCCAACGAAGAGUACGAAAAGGCUCUCAGCGCCUUCCGUAAGGCUGUCACGGCGGAUCGACGUCACUACAACGCGUACUAUGGCAUUGGCCAGGUCUUUGAGAAGCUCGGCAACUACGAAAAGGCCUACGUUCACUUCCAUACGGCAUCCGAUAUCAACCCAACCAAUGCUGUCCUCAUUUGCCGUAUCGGAGCAAUCCUGGAAAGGCAAAAGCAAAUGAUAGCUGCGCUACAAUUUUACACCAAGGCGACAGACCUGGCCCCGCGUGCACCCAUAGUACGGUACAAAAAAGCACGCGCGCUGAUGAGUCUGGGCAAGAUAGAUCUCGCGGAGAAAGAGCUGCUCAUUCUGAAGGACGUGGCCCCUGAUGAAGCCAUGGUGCACUUCCUUCUUGGCAAGCUGUACAGAAGCCUGAAUGAAAAGCAAAUGGCGGUGCGCGCUUUCAGCAAUGCUCUUGCUUUAGAUCCAAAGUCUGAGCAGGCCAGUCAAUCGAUCAAGGACGCUAUCGAGAGUAUCGAGGAUGACAUGGGCAUGGAAGACUCCAUGAUGACAUAG